AACUCAAACGAUCAACGACUAACUAAUAAUGGCAUCCGUCACACAAAAUGUCGUUCGCUGGUCUGCACUUGCCACGGGUGUUCUAUACGGUGCCGUACACUUGCGCUCAGUAAAGAAUAUACAAGCGAAGGAGGAAGAACACCAAGCUGAAAAGCAUCACCAAGAACUCAUUGAGAAGGCACGUAAGGCUUGGGAUGAAAAGACCGCAUCACAAUCUAAGAGUAGCAACGGAUUGAUCACAGACCCAGAGAACCCAUCAUUUGACCUCGAGAAGUUCCUUGAAGCUAAAUCAAAAGAAAACUAGACAUUUCUAAUAUAAAUUCAAUUUCCACAUUCAAAAAGGCUGCAUGCAUAUUGCAAAUGUCGAUGAUAUACAAAAAAUUAUGGUCUCAUCAUGUUGAUGUAGCUAUUAGCUGCUUCGAAUGAUUCAGCCAGCUUGAGAUCAAUGGCUUUAUCUGCUUUGAGUGUACGAACGCAGACGAGUAC
Wallemia mellicola CBS 633.66 is the source of this 486-nucleotide messenger RNA. RefSeq lists its product as hypothetical. Gene Ontology annotation, molecular function: proton transmembrane transporter activity. NCBI's taxonomy places the organism in Eukaryota, Fungi, Basidiomycota, Wallemiomycetes, Wallemiales, Wallemiaceae. The transcript has 3 exons. Bases 29 to 304 code for a protein of 91 amino acids. Gene Ontology annotation, biological process: proton motive force-driven ATP synthesis. The record is from RefSeq and is a predicted model, not a curated record.